GAACUGUGUCCUAGUUGUAUAAGUCAUCCAGUGCCUUUUGUGUCCGAAAAGGGAAGGAAGGCCUUUCGGAAUUUACGCUCUGCCCAUAUUUUGACAUUUUCAAAUCCCGACCGUUGGUGCUGUUGUUGCUGUUGUUUUUCUUUUAUUCCCUCCAGUUUUGUGUUCUGUUACUUCUUUUGGGUGUUUGUUCUGUUCAAGCUCCAUCGAUCAAAUAUACUCCUGACACUGGAUAAUUCCAUCUCCACCUCAGCUAUGCAUUCCAUUCGGUACAACCUCUUCCUGGAACUAAAGAUUACAGACAUUUUACUACUUAAACAUGCUAUUAUUGAAACCUACUCUUACAAGUCAUUAAAACCAAACGAUGAUUGGUGUACGUGCUUGCACUGUUGUAUCAUUCCUGAGAGUACAUCCUUACAGACUGACAGGGAAGGUUGGAACCGUUCUUAACCGUUAUACUUCAGAUAUAUGCCUAGUUCUGGAAUUGCUUUCCCAUCUCUCCAGUGUCAUGCUAAUGUUAAGCUGUUCGUUUCACCAUAUUCCCGCUUACCAUCAUUGUCCAUCAUCAUGUGUCUGAUACCUUAUCCCAUCCGUGCAGGAAAGUACGAUAUCAAGCUGAAGUACGGCAUGACGCGAGAACGCGUACCGGUGAUAUUUUCCGAUCCGGAAGAGGAAGCCCGCAAGGCACUGCUUCUGGCGGAAGCACGUGCCCGUGCCGGUGUUCCGGAACGUUCCAUUUUGCGUCCAUCCGCCGCAUCACUGUCUGCGUCAGCCGUUUCGACCAUGCCGGGCACACUUCGUCCAUUGUACACCGGGCUAGGUAACGGUGGCAUGCAGCGGCCACAGGAAAAGAAACCACCAACAGCAAACGCAUGAGUUUAUGAGUCUUAAUCGUUUGAUGGGCCUAUCACCAUUUGGUUUCGUAUCGUGCACACGUGUUUUCGGUGUUCUUGCAGCGUAGCGCUCCGCAGUCCGUAGUCGAUCUGAUUUUUUUUGUUUUCUAAUGACGCUAGGUGGCACCUUAGAAUCCCUCCCUUUUCUUUCCCCGUUUCCCGUUUAUCAGUUUAGCUCUUCACUAGCAAUGCCUAAUUGUGCGUUUAAGUUUUUCGUUUUGGAUUUCUACUUGGUAAUUAAUAUUGGCCACUACUAGCGUAGAGCAGUGUUGCUGCAAUAUAGCUCCUAUCGGUGUUAGACGUAGUGUUUGUUGUAGCCCCAGCAAUUACACUCUGUCGCAUGCAGGCUCUUUGAACUAUGUUGAACGUGUUUGUUGGUCAGUGACUUGAGCAUCUCACUUAUCGCCAUACGGCACUCAGACCAGGCAAGAUAAGCAUUGCAUUUUCUAUCGAUCGAGACCCCCUUUUCAUGCCCUCUCCCUAACGCCUUCCUUGACCGAGCGCACGAACGAACGCUUGUGCGUGAAUUGGAUUCGAUUCUGAUCUGGCACUCCGUGGGGUAAUGGGUCGCGUUUAAAUAACCGAUCCCUGCCCCAUUUGAUGUGUACUAAAUUCGAUGUUAUCAGUGUAAACGAUUCGUUGUAGCUAGCUGUAACAGUAUUGUUCGUACCGUCCGCAUCGUUGUACCGCUGUAUCUAUACACUCGCCGUCGUACUACUUCCGUUGUCACCCUCGAUGUUCGAUAGUGUUUAAGGAUCUAUCGCCUGAUCAGUUCUUUUUUUCGUUUUUUGUUUUUCGUACUCAUAAAUUCCAUUUUCCAUUUUCUUUUUUAACCACUCCACACCGCCACACCGCUCCCAUGCGCCAUCCCAUCCGCUCAUUUC
This is a messenger RNA of Anopheles funestus (African malaria mosquito), 1774 nucleotides long. RefSeq lists its product as uncharacterized. The record is from RefSeq and is a predicted model, not a curated record. The coding region runs from base 466 to 873 and encodes 135 amino acids. Lineage: Eukaryota; Metazoa; Arthropoda; Insecta; Diptera; Culicidae. The transcript has a single exon.